ACUUCCAAACCCCGCCAAAAAUAGCUGCCUCAAUCCCGACGACGUCUUGUUGUGUCUAUCCAGAGCCGCCUCUUUCGAACGCCCAUCCAGAUUAACUGAUUUGCGCAUCCAUCCAUCCAUCCAUCCAUAUAUCUUCCUGAAUUCCGAGAGAACUCUUCCUGUCAACAUGUCCUGGCAAGCCUAUGUUGACUCGAGCCUUGUGGCCUCUGGUCAUAUUGACAAGGGUGCUAUCAUCAGUGCUGCUGGGGAUAGCGUAUGGGCGAGCUCUCCAGAUUUCCAGAUCAAACCCGAGGAGCAGAAGGCACUUGUUGAUAUACUGAACAACUCGGGCGGUGCUGUGGAAAAGGCCCAUUCCGACGGUGUUUAUGUGACCGGCAUUCGCUUCGUUGUGACCAAGAUUGAGGACAGAAGUCUCUAUGGCCGACAGGGGAGGACAGGCAUUGUCGUUGUCAAGACAAAACAGGCAGUCCUAGUUGGAUACUACGAUGAGGGCAAGGUGGCCGGCAACGCAGCACAGACCGUCGAAGCCCUCGCGGACUACCUAAUCAAUGCUGGCUACUAACAAGAACUCGUCACCACUAUCCGCUGGGUGGGAUAAGAGCAUGCUGUGAUGCUGAGGACUACAUGAGCAUGGAUGACCAGGCUGCCUCGCAGGUGGAAGAGGCGAGCCACACAAUUUUCCUCUAGAAGAACACAGGAGUGGAUGGAUUUUCUGAUGUUUGGCUGCCAAGUCCGUUUCUUUUAUUCCCCCCCCGUUGCUACUAUGGCGAGGACCAUUCUCCCGAUGAGGGCUUCUCCAUAACCACACUCCGGACAGCCGUUUGUUGUGACCACCUUUUA
Molecule: messenger RNA, 840 nt
Organism: Phialemonium atrogriseum
Lineage: Eukaryota; Fungi; Ascomycota; Sordariomycetes; Cephalothecales; Cephalothecaceae
Product: profilin
Exons: 5
Coding region: 167-562 (131 amino acids)
Cellular component (GO): cell cortex
Molecular function (GO): actin monomer binding
Source: RefSeq, a predicted model, not a curated record